UUCUGAUGCCUGCUGCUCAUUAAAGGGAUAUUUAACAAAGACAAGGCUGAAAAUGGGGACGUCCACUGUGCUGUUGGUGCUGCUGGCAGUGGCUUCACAAACUGUGGCGAAGCCAAAAAAUCGUUUCACCCGCUAUCCAUCAUGGAACACUAAGAUGUACCCAGUCUGGAAAGAUGGAGACCCGCGAUACAAAGACGCCUGGAAUGGUGGAAGAGUGACCUUCAACGUGGGGAAUGAUUCACCAACGCUGACUGGAGCCAGAGUUACCUUCACCAUUGACCUGCAGUUUCCCCAUAACCAAAAGGUGCAGCCUGAUGGAGAUGUGGUCUGGGCUGAAGACUGCAUAGUGAAUGGAACAAAGCAUUUGGAGUCCGAGCCAGUGUACCCAAUACAGAGCACAGACUGGGAAGCUGUUUUCCCGGACGGCUCACCAAUUAAGAAGGACAAGAAGCCGAGUUAUGUGUUCGUCUGGAAGACCUGGGGUCAGUAUUGGCAGGUGGCAGACGGCCCCUCUUCUUCUCUGACCAUCGGUACAGACGACAUCCCCCUGGGCUCCUACAGCGUAGACAUUGUUAUCUACCACUACCGGAGCAAAGAGAAGUUCAUUCCUCUGGGAUAUGCCUCCACGCAGUUUUCUAUCACAGAUCAAAUCCCCUUCGCGGUCUCCCUGGACCAAGUGAACGACAUUAUGGCUGGGGACAUGCGCUUCGUCCAAAACAGGGCGAUCGCCUUCACCAUCACCCUCCAUGACCCGAGCGAGUACCUCAGCAACGCAGACAUCACCUUCAACUGGGACUUUGGCGAUGAAAGUGGAGCCCUCAUAUCCAGAGAGCUGACUGUCACUCACACCUACAUCAACUCUGGCUCCUUCAAGCCUCAGGUGGUGAUCCAGGCGGUCAUCCCCGACAAGGCCUGCGACCCACCAUCUCAAGCACCAACCAAAGCCCCACAUGCUGACCAUGGCACCACAGUGAAAGCUCCUGCAUUAGCGUCCGCUGUUCCCCUGCUGGUUUCCACCAAGUCCGUUGGUCUGAAUGUCAACAUGGUUCCCUCAGACACUGAGGAGGACAACACAGAGGAUGAGGCCUCCACCGCCACAACUACUCAACCAUCACAGGAAACGCUCAAAGUGGUGAAGACUCCAUCUCCCAUCAACCAGCUGCCAGUUGAGAGUGAGGCACAGAACAGACUGGCAGCUUAUGCAAAGCAAACAGUGAUGCUGACAGGACGAGCCAGAGUUGUUUUAGUAGCUAAGAGGGAAGCAGAUGAUAAACCCUCCGAUGAUGACUGCGUGAUAUAUCGAUAUGGCUCCUUCUGCACUGGCAUUGAAGUAUUUGAGGGCAUUGAAAAAGUGGAGAUAGUACAAAUGGAGAAUUCUGUGAUGAAAAUUCCCGGUAAAAGCCAAAAUGUUUUGGAUAUCACUGUUACCUGCCAGGGAAGCCUCCCUAAAGAGGUGUGUAGUGUGAUCCUGGAUGCAGAGUGCUUGAGGCCGAUUCACACAUCCUGCAACAUGGUGGAGCCCUCCAGAGAGUGCCAGCUGGUGUUGCGUCAUCUCUUGAAUGACUCCGGUGUCUACUGCAUCAAUGUUUCUAUGGCCAAUGACGUCAGUUUAGCCGUCACCACGGCUAAAGUCAAUGUUGACAUGGAUUCAGGCCCAUCUUCUUCUGGUGCCGUCGCCAUGCUGCUGGGCGCCCUGGUCCUCAUUCUAGUAGCAGGAACAGUGGCAUAUUCCUACAAGCGCUUUAAGUCCUACCGUCCUCUAAAGGAAGACAUGACAGCAUCUGGAGGAUCGGAGCUCAGUGGUGCUCACAACUGCUCCGGAGCCUCAAUGUUCUGGAAGCUCCUGAGCAGACGAGGAACCGUCGACAACUGUCCUCUGCUGCAGGACAGGCCAGUGUGAACCAUCAAUGACGGCCAAAUACAAAACCUAGCAGCAUCUGAUUUUCAAGGGGUUUUUUUUGUUUUGUUUUUUUUAUACUUUUUUAAACAUAUUUUUGAAUUACAAACUUCACAAAUGUGUAUUGUUUAGGAUUAAAUAUCAAAAGGAUAUAAAUCAAAAGAUCUCCUGGAAUUAUAUUAUACAUUAGACAUGUUCUGAUUUUUUUUUGUACCUACUUGAAACCAGUUUGUUAGACAUGAAUUUGAACAAAACUGAAUUUGAAUUUUUUUUCCAAUAAACAUUGGUCAAUGA
Molecule: messenger RNA, 2191 nt
Organism: Mugil cephalus (flathead mullet)
Lineage: Eukaryota; Metazoa; Chordata; Actinopteri; Mugiliformes; Mugilidae
Gene: pmelb
Product: premelanosome protein b
Exons: 12
Coding region: 53-1900 (615 amino acids)
Biological process (GO): melanosome organization
Cellular component (GO): melanosome
Source: RefSeq, a predicted model, not a curated record